Messenger RNA from Corythoichthys intestinalis (scribbled pipefish), 2022 nucleotides. RefSeq names its product arrestin domain-containing protein 3-like. The transcript is spliced from 6 exons. Bases 3 to 977 code for a protein of 324 amino acids. Gene Ontology annotation, cellular component: plasma membrane; cytoplasm. Gene Ontology annotation, biological process: protein transport. The record is from RefSeq and is a predicted model, not a curated record. NCBI's taxonomy places the organism in Eukaryota, Metazoa, Chordata, Actinopteri, Syngnathiformes, Syngnathidae.
UCAUGUCUAUAAAGCAUUUUUCUCUGGAAUACAAUCAAUUGAACAAAAGAAGAACUUUCUCACCUGGAGAUGUCCUCUCCGGUAGAGUAUUUGUGGUGGCCAGCAAGGAGACCAGGGUGCAAUUGUUGGUGGUUAAAGCUAAAGGAACAGCAGAGGUGAAAUGGUAUGGGCAAGAUGGAGGAACCACAGUGCACCAUCAAGAUGAAGAGAAAUAUUUCUACAUGGAGCACAUUAUUAUUCAGGAUAAAAAUAAAGGAGAUGGAUCAGAAAUCAUUCGCCAAGGAAAGAGUGUAUACCCUUUUACCUUUAAGAUUCCAAAUAAAGAUAUGCCUUCAUCGUAUGAAGGGAAAUGGGGCCGAAUCACAUACAGUUUACAAGCUCAACUGACUCAGUCAAUUUGGAGCAUUCACAAAACGAGGAUUGAGUUCCCAUUUCUUACCAAGUCUGAGUUCCCCUUUGCCUCCACAUCAGAAAUGUUGAUCAUCGGUCUUAAAGAGCGGCAAAGUGCAACCAAAAUUUCAUUUUACGGCUCUGGAAAGGUUACUUUGAAUGUAACUUCAGAGAAAAUGGGACUGACGCAAGGUCAACAAAUGGAAGUGUCUGUUGAAGUCAUCAAUGGCUCAAAUAGUGCAGUAACUCCCAAAUUCUUCCUUUGUGAAAAGCAAAUAUUUGUGGCUCAGUCAGAGACGCUUGUGCACACAAAUGAGAUUCUCUUCGGUUCAGGCCAGUCUGUUGCGGCUCGGACCAGUCGCACCAUCAGUAAUGUUCUAAGUAUCCCUAUGCAGCUCCACCCUACCUUCUGCAACUGCUCCGUGAUCAAGCUCGAGUAUAUGCUCAAGGUCAUCCUUGGUGACCCACUGGCUAGAGAUCCAGACAUCAAACUUCCUGUGGUCAUUCUACUGGGUCCAUCCCAAGAUUCUUAUCCAUAUCGUCAAAACCAUAAAAGGUCCAUGGGACAUAGAAGCUUGCCAAAUUAGUGUCAUGUGAAGGGAGAUGUGUGGCUGGCUAUAUGUGAGUGUUUUGUUUGUCUGUUUGUUUUUUUGCGCUUCUGUUUGUCAAGCAGCAAUGGCGCCACCAAGGGGUGUUUCCUAUUAAGUACAUAACUCCACGUGUAUUCAUUAAUAGUUCUGAUCCUUUCAGUGAGAAUCUUCAAUGUAAAUAGUCAUGAAAAUACAGAAAACACAUGAAUGAAAAGGUGUAUUUAAAGUUUUGGCCUGUACUGUAUAUUGAAAUAAUGUAUAUAGUAGAAUUUGUUUUCCCCCGUCAGCAUUUUUUUUUUUUUUUAAAUAAUGACUGUUUUAUAAUCCCUGGUGAGAAAAAUGAGGGAAUACUUCUAAUGAAGGCCUCUUAAAAUGCUGCUCAGCCAAGCAAAAGUGGAAAAUACCAAACAUCAAAUGAAUGUUUCUGUUUGUGACACUUUUGUCAGCGACGAUUUUUCAUUGGAACUAAAAUUGGAAGUGAACACAACGAUUCAGCCAUUGUGAAACAUCAUCUGGAUACUGUAUUGUUCAAUUUGUAGUUUUUCCUAUUGUGUGAGAAAACUCUUUACCCCUUCGGGCAGUAUCUGCACAUGCCAAAUUGUAGGGUGUGUGUGUGUGUGUGUGUGUGUGUGUGUCUGUGUCAAUGUGUGUGCCUGCUUAAUCAAUAAAUAUUUGGAAUAUAAAGAAAGAUCAAGUCCAUACAAGUAUGAAAACAAAGGCAAUCAUAACAACAACCUGUGAUCGUAUCCACAUGCAAUGAGUUGAAAAUUAACAUUCUUGCUUUAUUCAGCCUAGACAUAGUUUACAUUCGAUAUUGUCAUUUUCAUUCAAACCAUAGACUCCAUAAUGAUAUUGACGGGACAUCUUCCCCAGACAUUCCGCCACUCCUUCAAGUAGGGGGGCCGUCCCACACUCCGCUUCAGUCGGUCGAAGUCGGUCGCAGUUAUUCUCAAACACAUACAGCGAUCCAACGCCAGAUUUCGGUUGAAAAAGUACGAAAGCUGUACUGCAUACAAACAGGAAACAUUGUAUCAGGAUUGAU